Sitophilus oryzae (rice weevil) is the source of this 2127-nucleotide messenger RNA. Its product is annotated as probable cysteine protease RDL5. The record is from RefSeq and is a predicted model, not a curated record. The transcript has 7 exons. Gene Ontology annotation, cellular component: lysosome. Gene Ontology annotation, molecular function: cysteine-type endopeptidase activity. NCBI's taxonomy places the organism in Eukaryota, Metazoa, Arthropoda, Insecta, Coleoptera, Curculionidae.
GAUUUGGAGAUAUGAUCAUAUAUUAAAUAUAAAUACGUUAGACGUGGGUUCUAUUAGUUUGUUCUAAUUAAUUUUUAUUGAAGUGAACACAAACAAAAGUCGAAAUUAUAUCCAGAAAAUGAAUUUAUUCAUAUAUGGUUGUUUGCUUGUCCUUGCAGUGUCAGCAGAUGAUGAUACCUGGUCAAAUUUUAAGGUAAAAUAUAGCAAAACGUACAACCUUACCGAAGCAACUCUCAGAAAAAGCAUCUUUGAAGCCAAUUUACUGAAGAUUCAAGAGCACAAUAAGAAGUACGAUCAAGGCUUGGUAACCUACAAAUUGGGCAUCAAUAAAUUUGCAGACUUAACAGCUGACGAGUUUUCUGCCAGACUUGCCACGAAUAUCAUUAGUUUGGAAAGCCUAUCACUUCCUAACGGUACUUUGUACACACCUAAUGAGAAUUUGAGUGUUCCAGAGUCCAUUGAUUGGAGAACGAAAGGAGCUGUGACAGGUGUCAAAAAUCAAGGUCUUUGUGGUGGUUGCUGGGCUUUUAGUGCGACCGGUGUGAUUGAAGGACAAGUGGCUAUCCAAACUGGUAACUUGGUAUCCUUGAGUGAACAACAACUCAUUGACUGCGACACUACGAAUUAUGGUUGUUCAGGUGGCGUUGUACAACUUGCCUUCCUCUAUGUCCAAGAUAAUGGACUGAUGACAGAAGAGGUUUAUCCCUACAAACAAACUGCAAGUUCCUGUAAAGCCACAUCUACAAAGUCCAAUAAGGUAUUUGUGAAGGAUUAUGUCAAUAUUAAGCAAGGCAGCGAGGAUGAUUUGAAAUCAGCUGUUGGGUCAAUUGGACCGGUAUCCAUUGCCAUGCAAGCAGAUUCAAUUCAAUUCUAUGAAAGUGGAAUUUUCGAAGGAAGUUGCACUGGUAGUUUGAAUCAUGGAGUUUUGGCCGUUGGUUACGAUAAAGACAGUACCACCGGGACCUACUACUGGAUCAUGAAGAAUUCUUGGGGUACCAGCUGGGGGGAGAGUGGUUAUUUCAGAUUAAAAAUGGGGAGUAACCUGUGCGGAAUUACUACCCAAUCCUGUUACACCACCUACUCACACUCAAAUAACUUAGUAAAAAAUAAUUUGCUAGUAGUUUUUGGCCUAGUCGCAGCAGCACUCAGGUUACUUUACAAGAUUUCAAAAUACAAGAAAACUUACUUAACACAAACCGAACAAACACUAAGGGAAGAUAUUUUCGAAGACAAUCUGCUUAAAGUAGAAGCACAUAACGCAAAAUACGCACAAGGACUUGUCAGCUACAAAUUGGGUAUCAACUAAUAUGCUGAUCUGACAACAGAAGAGUUUUCAGCCUUAUUUCAGCCUAUAUCCUAUACUAAAACUAGCACAGAUAAUUCUAAUGCACGUCAUAGUUUUGUCGGUGAUAUUCCUUCUUCCAUAGAUUGGAGAUCAUAUGGAGUGGUGACUGAUGUUAAAAAUCAGGGAUCUUGUGGAAGCUGCUGGGCUUUUAGUGCGGCUGGAGUUAUCGAAUCACAAGUUGCGAUAAAAUCAAAUAAACUAGAAAGUCUCAGCGAACAAUAUUUGGUCGAUUGUGACACUGCAGUAAACGUAGGAUGUGAGGGUGGUGUAGUCCAAUACGCUUUUGACUACAUAAAAGAAAACGGGAUAACUAUCGAAGACAGCUAUCCUUAUACAGGUUCUUCUAAUUCCACUUGCAAAGCUUCUUCCAGUAGUGUUUUCAUUGAUGGGUACGUGGACAUUCUGUAUAAUAAUGAGACUGAUCUGAAAGCCGCAGUUGGUACAGUUGGUCCAGUCUCUGUGGCGAUCAAGGCAGAUUCAUUUCAACUCUACGAAGAAGGCAUCUUUAGUGAUGUCUGUAACGGUAGUUUAAACCAUGCUGUCAUAGCUGUGGGUUAUGUGCAGAACGAGACAACCGGAGAGUCUUAUUGGAUCAUGAAAAAUUCUUGGGGCACCAAUUGGGGAGAGAAUGGUUACUUUCGAGUAAAAUUAGGUGACAACCUGUGUGGAAUUACAACGCAGUCAUGCUAUGCUGUUUACAGUUCUGCCACUUCAACCGGUGUUAAUGUUUUGUUUAUGUUUGUAUUGGUGAAAUUAAUUAUUUGUAUUUAUAAAUAAAUAUA